AUGUCUCAGCAUGACGCAUCGCAUGAUGUUACGCAGAAGGAGGUUGACGGAUAUUUGGUGCGACCUCUGCCGAUGCCAACAUUGGCACGCAAGAUUGGCCGGACCGCUCUAUCAGUGAUUGGCGGCGAGCUCCCCGUCACUGUGCAGGAACUUGCCAAACGGGCCUACCUAUACACGCUGGAUCCGCUGCGAAAUCCUGUGAAGGAGGUUUACGAUGCUUCAAGCUCCGUCUCGGAGAUGCCACCCAUGCUCGGCAUAUUCAACGAUAUUCCCACCCAUAAGAUGCGCGAAGAUGAGGUCGCAGCCUGGGCUCGUGCCGGGUUUUCGUUCAUUGUAUCAGAUGCAGAGCAUCGGCAGAUAUCCGGUUGGCAGGGUCGAGAGGAGAAUGCGAUGAUCGCAAGAGCUGGCAUGCUCCCUGUGCAGAGACUUCACAGGGAGGCAGUGUCUCAGCAUGGUGAUGCGCUGCAGCUGGGGGCGCGUGCUACCAUGAGGCCUUAUGCUACAAAGCUCGUUGAAGCAGAGCAGUAUUUCGACAGCAUCACCUUUCCUCCUGGCCGGCCGGGUACAGCCAGCAAGGACUCAAGGGGCGGAUACCCGACCAGACUUGGCGAUCGUACGCUUUGCUUUACUCCUGACAGUCUCCGAGCCUCGGAAAGCGAAACACAGGGAUGGCUGCAAUUCGAGACAAGCGAGUACAUCCUCAAUGCCGAGAUUCGUGACUCUGUUCUUGACCUGAUGUGUCGGCAAGGUCCAGGAAGAGCCGUUGGCUUCGUUGGACCCUUCGAUGCCGUCAUGCGUGACGGCAUUCAUCCGAGUAUGUCGUCUGGCAUGAAUCAGCUCUUUCAAGAGGCAGCCAAGCGAGGUGUCGUGAUGGGACGAGUGUGCGGGUCUGGUGUUAUCUCGGAUCCAAGCGACAUCGAGGAUGCCAUUGUAGAGGCCAUUCAACAGGGGAGCCGGCUUAUUUCAGUACAUCGCUUCACCUCCGACCUGCCCUUCUUUGGAGCACGUGCAGUGGCCGAACCAUUCUGGCGUGAAGAGAAGUCAUCUCCACAUCUUUUGGUGGGGGGCCUCCGGAAGGGGGCUCUUCGCACAAUGGUGGAUCUCGUGAAGCUAUCACUGUCAAGGACAGCAUCCAGCAGCGCUACCUGGUAUCUGUCUGAGUUCACUGACAUUGUCUUGGUCACCGACAAAUGGACUUUGCCCUUGCUCGAAAGGGUCUGCCACAUUGAUGAUUUGCUGAAAGAGCGGAUAGCCCUCGUCGAGUCCUUGGAUGCGCCACGCGAGGCCCUGCCUUUGGAUGCAGUGUACUUCUUGGCGCCCAGCUUGGAGAACAUGGACCGCUUGGUGGAGGAGCUUUCCACCAAAUCUGCGAAGUAUCGAAGCUCCCAUAUCUUCUUUUCCCAUCGCCUCGAGGAUCUAAUGCUGCAAAGAUUGGCAGAGUCCCUCGAGGCAGUUUCCAGGAUUUCCACAUUUUCGGAGCUCAACCUCAGCAUGCUGGCCUACGAUGACCACUCGUUUCACAUGCAGGACCAUGGUGACAGCUUGAAGGGCCUGCUAGGCAUCUCUUCGCAAGAGGCUUUCGACUGGAAGAGAGCCGGAUGUUGUCUGGCCACGCUCUUCGCGACGCUGGGGCAGGAGCCGAGGGUGCUCUGUGCAACGCCCGGCGGAAGCGAGGGCCACUGUGAGCGUCUUGCACGAGAGGUUUGCAUCAGGCUGGAGGAAAUGGAAGCUAGGGGGGGUGCACCCUGGAGGAGCCGUGCAUCCUCGGAGACCUGUUCCCUUCUGAUCGUGGAUCGUUCUGUGGACUGGGUGCCAUUGCUCAUACACGACUUGGGCUACGAGGCAUUGCUAUUUGACCUACUUGGUGGUCAAGGUGCUUCCUUGGCGGACAGCCGCUUCACCUUCACAGACAGGACCGAUGGCGCUGUGAGGCGUGUCGUUCUGGGGGAGGAGACGGACGAGCUCUGGAACACCUACCGUCACAUGGCCACCUAUGCCGUGAAUGACAAAGUGGUCCAGGAAGUGAAAGACUGGAGCCGGAAGGAGAACAGCAUGAGACUUGCGAGAGUUACAGCCUCUACAUCGAGUGCAAGUUCAUCCUCGACCCAAAAGAUGGUCUCCUCGACCCUCAGCACUGUUCAAUCCCUGCCAGAGCACAAGGACCGGUUCCGUAAGCUGGAAAUCCACAGCGAGAUCUGUGCACGGCUGCAGAACAUCGUCGCUUCAAAGCGGCUGAUCGAACUGGCCACGCUGGAGCAGGACAUGGCAACGGGAGUCUCCAGAAGUGGGGUGCCGUUGAACCCGAAGUCCAUCGAGAGAGACCUGCUGUCAUUUCUUCAGGAUCCAACGCAGGACACCAGCACCAAGCUUCGCCUUCUCAUGCUUUGUGAGGCGACCAAAGUGCUCGAGACAGGUCCGGGACCUGGGCAACGUCUUGGUGUUGCGGAGCUCGCAGCCCCUCGGCUCGCACUGGCCGAGGGGUUUCUCUUCGUGCCGAUCCUCCCUGGCAGGCACCCUUCCUGCCUGCGCAGGACCUGCGCAGGCUUCAGAAGUUCAUCGAGGUUGUACGCCGCUAUCGGAGCAAGCAUGCUGAGCGACGGCGCUGGCCCCGCCAGCGACCCGAAGCUGAGCCGGGUGCAGGUGCCGAGCCAGUGA
This is a messenger RNA of Symbiodinium necroappetens, 2655 nucleotides long. The record is from the annotation of a GenBank genome assembly. NCBI's taxonomy places the organism in Eukaryota, Dinophyceae, Suessiales, Symbiodiniaceae.